Messenger RNA from Zonotrichia albicollis (white-throated sparrow), 6093 nucleotides. RefSeq names its product NCK adaptor protein 2 (gene NCK2). Gene Ontology annotation, molecular function: signaling adaptor activity; receptor tyrosine kinase binding. Lineage: Eukaryota; Metazoa; Chordata; Aves; Passeriformes; Passerellidae. The record is from RefSeq and is a predicted model, not a curated record. Gene Ontology annotation, cellular component: cytoplasm. Gene Ontology annotation, biological process: ephrin receptor signaling pathway; positive regulation of endoplasmic reticulum stress-induced intrinsic apoptotic signaling pathway; cell migration.
UCGCGGAGGAGGGGCCGCCGCCGCCGGGCGCAGCAGGCAGAGGGAAGGCAGGGAGCGGAGCUGCCGUUGCCGCCGCCGAGGGCCGGGGCCUUGGACGCGUCCGGCGAAGAGCGCAGGAGGAGAAGGAAGGGGAAGCGGGGGGAGCCAGCUGGCCCCUCUCGGAGGACGCGGCCCGCAUCCGCCCAGGGAAGGGCAGAGGGAAGCGGAGGGGGAGCGAGCGGGCGCCGCCGCCGAGGAGACAAAGAAGCGGAGCCCGCCUGGGCUGGGAGCCUCCCCGCCGCCGCCGCCCGCCCCGCUCCGCUCCCCGCCGGCCGGCCGGAGGUGGUGGUAUAUAGAACUUUGUUGGAGAGUCCUGCCUUUCACUGCCUGGAUCCUUUUAACAGUGUGUCAAAGAAGGACUCCAUGAAAGAUGACAGAAGAAGUUAUUGUUAUUGCAAAGUGGGAUUACACUGCACAGCAGGACCAAGAACUUGACAUCAAGAAAAAUGAGCGUCUUUGGCUAUUAGAUGAUUCUAAGACAUGGUGGAGGGUAAGAAACGCGGCCAACAAAACGGGAUAUGUGCCAUCAAAUUAUGUGGAGCGAAAAAACAGCUUGAAGAAAGGUUCUCUGGUUAAAAAUCUAAAAGACACACUGGGCUUGGGAAAAACCAAGAGAAAGACGAGUGCGAGAGACGCCUCCCCCACUCCCAGCACAGACGCAGAGUAUCCUUCCAACGGCAGCAGCGCCGACCGGAUUUACGAUCUGAACAUUCCCGCCUACGUGAAAUUUGCCUACGUUGCCGAGAGGGAGGAUGAGCUGUCCCUCGUUAAAGGGUCCCGAGUGAUUGUCAUGGAGAAGUGCAGUGACGGCUGGUGGAGAGGGAGCUACAAUGGACAGAUCGGCUGGUUCCCUUCGAACUAUGUGGUAGAAGAGGUUGAGGAAGCAACUGCAGAUUCACCCAGCUUCCUCAGCCUUAGGAAAGGCGCUUCCAUGAGUAACGGCCAGGGCACCAAAGUACUCCACAUCGUUCAGACACUGUACCCAUUCAGCUCGGUCACGGAUGAAGAGCUCAAUUUUGAAAAAGGGGAAACGAUGGAAGUCAUUGAAAAGCCAGAAAAUGACCCAGAAUGGUGGAAAUGUAAAAAUUCCAGAGGUCAAAUCGGUCUUGUUCCUAAAAACUAUGUAGUAAUCAUUAGUGAUGGUCCUUCCAUGAACACUUCCCAUCCACCUCAGAUAAGCUACACGGGCCCAUCUUCUACUGGACGAUUUGCUGGAAGAGAGUGGUAUUACGGGAACGUUACCCGGCACCAAGCAGAAUGUGCCCUGAACGAAAGGGGAGUGGAAGGAGAUUUCCUUGUUAGAGACAGUGAAUCUUCGCCCAGUGACUUCUCAGUAUCUCUAAAGGCAUCGGGGAAGAACAAACAUUUCAAGGUGCAGCUCGUGGACAAUGUCUAUUGUAUUGGGCAGCGGCGAUUUAAUACUAUGGAUGAGUUGGUGGAACACUACAAAAAGGCUCCCAUCUUCACCAGUGAACACGGGGAAAAGCUAUAUCUUGUGAAAGCACUUCAGUGACGUUGAAGAUGGACUUGGCCACCUGGGCCUCUUAUAACUUACAAGCCUUAGGUCCUAAAUUCACUUUUAUAGAGCAGAGCAAUAUCUGAAGCAGGCUUAAGGAAUAGGCUCUUUCUAAAGUGUUUGCUCUGUCAGUUGCUGUUUGUCCUUUUUUUUUUGUUUGCCUCUCUUUGUGUUCCAGUUUUGUUAACCUCUGACCACCUCUCUUCAGGUUGAGAGUUUCCCUUGGGUGGCCGUGGCGAGCACUCACCUUCCCAGCAGAGUUCAAAACGCCCCUCUCCUGUGUACGUUUACAUAGUUAGCUCAGAUCAAGGAGGGGCGUUUUCAAUUCAAACCAGUGUUAAUCUGUUCAGACUGCUCAUGCAGGCAGAACUCUCCCUUCAGAGACAUCGGGCACACUUUGAAUGCACUGAAGCUGCAGCUGCUUAAGUGAGAGAGAGUAGACAUAACAGUUGUGGCUGUGAGUUCUGUAGCUCUAUCGCUUACCGAGUAGGAUAAUACAAAACCUCCUAGUUCCUAGAAGCACUCUUUACACUGUACUCUGCUGUUACAUUGCCUCUCUGACUCUUCGUAAAGAGUACACUAAUUAAAAGCAUUUUGUAAUAGUACUUCUUAAACUACUAUGGUAAGAUUGUAGUAAAAGAAAACUAGUGUAUUUUGGUCUGUAAUUGCAACAAAGAGAAAUUUUAUUUGAAAGUUGAUUACUAGAGAAAGAAUAAUUGAAUUGUAAAGGCUGAAUGUUUCGGUAAUCUACAACCAAAUGUGCCAUCCACAUAAUGCUUUUUCCUCUUGCCCUUCUGCUUGUUUGAAUUAAACGAUUAUGUAUUUAAUUCUCAAAGUAAUAUGUAUCUGUAGCUGAUUGUUGACACUAAUACAGAAGAUUAAUAAAAACUGAUCUUGGGACAGGGUGGGGCAGGCUACCAACACUAUAUAUAUAUUUGCUUUACAGAAAGAAAUCUUCGGGUUUUACAGAGGAUGGUAUGGUUGGUAGGAAGAGACACACAGAAUGUUUAUGAAGAAAAUGCAUUUUUCUCUUUUCUUUACAUUUAAACUCCUUUAUGGUUUAAAUAUACAGUCUUUAGAUGGCACAUUCCUGAGAUUGAAGAACGGAUCAUGAGAUCUCAAAAUCUUGCAUACUCAGUUUUUUGGAUAUUGUAAUAAAAAAGGUAUUACGUCAUGAUGGAGUACUGGAUUUAUCCUUGGGUGGUAGUCCUGGUGUUAUUUUAGCAACGUGAAAUAGAGUAAAUAAUCAAUUUUUUGUCUUGGAAUUUGUGUGGCCUAAAAAUCAUCUGCGACUGCAGAGGACAUUUUUGAUAUGAGGCAGUGUCUAAUGAGCUCUGUGUUUCUUGUUUCUGUGGUAAUUAAGUCCAUUCAUAGCUUUAAUGAAAUCUGCAAGAUGGACCUAUUUCCUGGUACCUCUUUGCUAUUAAAACACAUUUCUUACCUAUGCUGUGUUUCAGCCAGUAGAAGUGCAACUACCUCUGUGUAUAACUAGAGCAGGUUAAGCAGAUACCAGCACUGUCUGACUUGCUUUGGGGUAAAUCAUGCCACUGCCAAGAGACUGCCCUGGCACCUUUGCCAAUGAACUGCAGUCUUCCUCAAAUCCAAGAGGCAAGUACAAUUUCUGAAGUUCUAUGCACAUACUAUUUUUCCACCACUCUUGAAAUCUUAUUUCUGUGGGAUUUUCUGAAUUGACAGCUUGUACUGAAACUAAAAAAUGUAUUUUUCUGUAUGUGCAUUAACUAAUCACUGGGCAGUGACACUUGUGCUUGGUAAAGCCCAAGGAAAGAAAGCAGUGAUACAGAGCAAUCCAAAAUGAUCAUGCAUUAUCCUGAAGAGCACCUACCCCAUGACUGUCUUCUAAGAAGAUAGAAGUUUUCCUUAGGAAGUUGGUGAGGAUUACCAGUUGUUUACACCUUACCUACAGAAAGACUCCACAGUGGGCUUCUUAAACUUCAUGAGUGAAUUCUGCAGAGAAUGUAGGGAUUUGCCUUCUAAUACCUAGUUUUUUCUUUAGGUGAAUUGAAGCAUGUACCGGGUAUGGCAAUAAUAUUAAAAAAGUCAGCUAUAUGUUGUAUGAGCAUUUUCAGGUUUGAGUGAAUUGCUUUUCAGUCUUCUUGUCUCUUGGUAGUAUUUGCAGAAAUUAUAUAUGGGAAUGGUUUACCUUUUCAGUAAACAGAUUAAUUACUGUUUCAUGCCCCAUGUUCGUUUUUUGGUGAAAUAUUCCCUAUGUUUCCUGUUUCAGGAGCCUUCAUAUGCCUCUUGGAAUCUUUUUUACACUUUUUUUCUAGAGUCCAUUUUUACAAGCUCUCUUAGUUCCUAACUCCAUUCUAGUCUUAGUAGCUUGAACUAAAUCAAAUAGACAUCUGAAUGAGGGUUUUACUAUAUGCUUUAUAUUUUAAUGAAUUUAUCAAAUUUUCUUUGCUUGUUUCUGUUACCUCCUCCUCUGUAAACAAAUUCUGUGUCUUGAGGUGUAAAUUGUAAAGUACUUUGUUUUGGAAGCAGUUAGUAAGUUUAUGACUUGUAAAUUACUAGCUCAAGUAAUUUCCUUUCUUUUUUUUUCAAGUAAGUCUCACCUUGGUUUUUCCCAUGCUGUUUUUUGUCAGCAUGCUUUCCAUUCAACAGGCUCAUUAAUAGCUCUUCAGUUGUUCCCAUCAUUGUUGAGGUAUAUUCAUACAAAUUUUGCCACCUUUUCCUGCCCUUUUGAUCUCACUUGGCUUAAGCAUUAAUAAUCUUCAGUACUAUAUGCUUCAUAAAGGGGCAAUAGAUGUGGAUUUUAUUAUUAUUUCCCUAUUUUAUACUCACCUUUCAAUUACUUGACAAAAUCUCACCUUUAUUUUUUGACUACUUAGAGCCUCUUUGUCAAAGCUUGUGGUGGGGGUGGCAUUUUUUUUUAAAUAUGAGCAGAGUCAUGGUGACCUGAAUUUCUUUGCUUACAAUAUUCAUUAAAGGCUCAAAUAAUUUCUGAUGGAGUAGAAGUUUUGAUUUUUCUUUAUGGUGUUUAGUCUGGCUUUUGCCAUCCUACCUGAUUCAUACAGGUGCUUAAGUUGUACUUCUAAGUACUUCUCAUUCCUGUACAGCUGUUAAUGUGUUCUUUCCUUGCUGGUGUCUUUGGAGGAAUGUGAAUGACUUGUGAAUCCAUAACAGUUUCCACACAGUGGCAGAAACUUGAGGUCCAUGUUUAUACUUUUAGCUCUGGGAGCUUCAUGACAAACUCCCACUUGAUGUUAUCUUGACUGUUUGUGGUAUCACAUAUUAGGUGGGGACAAAUUAGUAAAGGAUUAAUAUACAAGUGCACUGAGAACAUGCCAGGUAAACUCACAUGGACCUACAGUGUUGCAAAAGCAAAGGAUUUGCUUACUCUUUUUUGAGAAGAGGCAAUGAAGACAUGCAGUUGGGUGUUUAACAUCUUUGACUGCGUGAACAAACUGAUGUCCCACCCUUGAAUGGUUCUGCUUAGUGUUCUCCAUGCAGAUCUUCAUGUCUCAUGAAUGUAUAUUAAAUCCUUAAAGUUUACAGCUGUUCCUCCAAACCUUUAUUACAGCUUUUCUGUACUGUAAAGUUUGGUGUCUAGUUUAAUGGUUUCACUAUGAGGAAAUAGAGAUCUUCCACUCUUAGAACAAUAGCUUCUGUUAUAGCACAAAGUUGAAGUACUUUCAAAACGCCACCAUACAAUUUCACCUAUAAAAACGAGUCAGAUUUUUGCCUAAAUUAUAAAUAAAAAACUAGAAAAUGGAUUACAGGUCCGUUGAACUAGGUUGACAAUUUACUUGGCAAAAGCUACUAAAUAACUGUAAGGACUUUAAUUUCUUCUUGAUCUUAAGGUAGUUUAAUUCAGUGCUUCAGAGGUAAAUGAAACUUGGGCAAUUGCUGCAAUCUGAAUCUGACAGGUUCUUUUUUCUUACUCCAGUGGGAUGGGAUGACUCAUUUUUAAAUGGAAACUUGUUAACAUAUAAUAAACUGUGGAAAUUGUAUUGCUGAAGUAACACUGAUCUCUUAAAAUGCUCUAGGAACUAUGAACUUUCCUAUUAAUUUCUUUUCAGUACAUUCAAAAUUCAGUGCCUUUUUUGUGAAGUGGAAAAGUGGAAGCCAGCAAGAGUACAGCAUGCACAGUCCUGAAGGGCAUUACCUGUACCACGUGAAUGAAAGUAUGCAAGUAAAUGCUACCAUUCAUUCAUUAUUUUGAUUAACAAGUAAAUCAGUUGUGCAAUACUCUUCUAGAAAGUAUACUGCAAUUGCAACCCAAGUGUGCACCAGCUUUAGUAUGUGAUAACAAGGCCUAAUGUACGUUCCUGUGCCGUUGUCUUGCAAAAGCAAUAGCUUGCUGUCUUUUUCUCUUUUUUAGAUAGGCGUUCAUGUUGUUGGAUAUAGUUAUAAUUUGUUGGAGAAAUCAAUACAUAAUGUUUUUUGACCUAAAUUGACUUAAUGUGAAAAAUAAUUUAUAUAUGGUGUACUUAAAACUGUAGUAUUUUCUGGUCUUUUGUGUGCUGCUGGAACCCUAUGCUCUUUCUGUAUUUUAAAAUGUAAUUUUUUUUCUUGCA